GCUCGUCGCUGUCUGCUUUGUUGGAACUGUCGAUGCUGUGACUUUCAGCGAGUCUGCGGCUAUUUUCAAGAUAUAACAGGGAAAUUCGCAGUCUUUUUUGAUUAUUAGCCGUUAUAAACGUUUUAACUUCACAGUCGAUGCUUAUUUGCCGUGGAAGCGCUGCAGACGACAGAAGUAAGGAGCCUCUGUAUAUAAACAAAACGCAGCGAGCUGCUAUUUAAGGUGGCACGUCAAAGACAGCUGCUGUUAAACUCGGCCGAUAGCUGCUUGUUAAGUUAGCUAACUUUUUGUGUUAGUCGUCUUGGUAACGAUGGAAAUCACCAUACAGCUCUGUUAGGAGUUAAGCUCCUAAAAACUUAUGCGUGCGAACAUGAGAGAAGAGGACAGUUUGUUCUCAGGAAGGCAGCCCAUGGCAAGUGGAAGAGGGGGUGAACAUCCCUGCUGCUGCCUUUGCUUUACAGAGGAGAAGGGAGCACUUGCAACCAAGGAGACUGGUCUGAGGCCACCUGGUCAUUUGUCCAAGUCUAAGUAGUAUAAAACCAGACUUUGGGGCAAUAUGGAGACGGUGGGGAAAUUUGAGUUCAGUCGGAAGGACCUGAUCGGCCAUGGCGCAUUUGCUGUCGUCUUCAAAGGCAGACAUCGAGAGAAACAUGACUGGGAGGUUGCAGUAAAGUGCAUAAACAAGAAAAACUUGGCCAAAUCCCAGACAUUGUUGGGGAAAGAGAUCAAGAUCCUUAAGGAACUGAAACAUGAGAACAUAGUUGCCUUACUGGACUUUCAGGAAACUGCCAGCUCAGUGUACCUGGUAAUGGAGUACUGCAAUGGGGGAGACCUUGCUGACUACUUACACUCCAAAGGCACGCUUAGCGAGGACACCAUCAGAGUUUUCCUGCAGCAGAUUGCAGGGGCCAUGAGGGUCCUACAGGCCAAAGGUAUCAUCCACAGGGACCUGAAACCCCAGAACAUUCUGCUCUCCUACCCAGCAGGACGCAAGUCGCACUCUAACAACACCUGCAUCAAGAUAGCGGACUUUGGCUUUGCCAGGUACCUUCAGAACAACAUGAUGGCGGCCACUCUCUGCGGAUCCCCUAUGUACAUGGCUCCUGAGGUCAUUAUGUCCCAGAGCUACGAUGCAAAAGCUGACUUGUGGAGUAUAGGAACCAUAGUGUUUCAGUGUCUGACUGGCAAGGCUCCUUUCCAGGCAAGCAGUCCCCAGGACCUCCGGCUCUUCUAUGAAAAAAACAAAACUCUCAGCCCCAACAUUCCCAGAGAGACAUCAAACCAUUUGAGGCACCUGCUUCUGGGUUUGCUGCAGAGGAACCAUAAGGACCGCAUGGACUUUGAUGAGUUUUUCUGUCAUCCUUUCCUGGAAGCCAGCUCAUCCAUGAAAAAGACAACUCCUGCUGUGUCCAUGACCUGCUUCCCCAGCUCUGCAUCAGCCAGCUCUUGUAGCAGCUCGUCCACCUCUCACCUCGCCUCACCACCGCAGUCUCUUGCUGAGGUUCAGCAUUUGCAUGCCAAAGCUCUGGCCUCCCCUACCCAGGAGGCUGCUGGUUUUCUCCUCAAGGACUCGUCUGGAGGUGGUGGCAGCAGCAAAAACUCCUCCUCCUGUGACACAGAUGACUUUGUCAUAGUGCCUGCUAACUUCACGACAGGUGAUCUGACAUGUGAGAGUAAAGUGCUGCAGGACAGCCUCAUGAACAGCGGCUCUCUUCUUGCUUCGGCUGGUCUGUGUAGCCAAGCCAAAACACCACCACAAUCACCGUCCUAUAGUGGCUCUCCAAGUCCUGUCAGGCCCAGUGAGUUCUCGGGAGGUAACUAUGGAAACAACGGUCAGUCACUGCCUAUCCCCGUCCCUUCUCAGCUACAGAAUUACCAGCGCAUGGAGCAGAACCUCCAUUCAACCAAACAGGAUGGCUCACCACGGCUGUCGACACCGGUGCGACGGUGCAGCAGUGGCAGCUUGCUGGGCUUUGCACGGACUGGGCCCUCACCACCACACGGGCAGGGAGCAGUCACAACCAAUCGCAGACUUUCACUGGGAGGUGCCAGACCUUUCCAGAUCUCACCUCAAGCUCCCCAGCCGACUUCUCAUCAACACCCACAAACAGCAGGACUGGGCACACGGCUCCACAGCGCCCCCUGUUUGUUGGAGUGCGCCAGUGGUGGUGGCAGGCAGAAGAUCAGAAAGCAGCACUCAGACCCAGUGGUGGCUCCCUCAGGAGGAAUGAUGACUGUCCGCCCUCUACACUCCUCCCCCAGACUCAGUGAGCUGAUGCAGCGUAGCCCCCUCCCUACCAUCCUCGGCUCCCCCUCCAGGGCCAUUCCUCCUUUUGAGUUCCCCAAACCCCCCAGCUCUCCAAACCUUGUGACCUUCCUGACGCAGCAGGGUUUGGUCAUCGGCUCGCCUGGCAGCAGGACUGCACAAACAGAGCCUAGAGACCCAGGACAACAUGCACCUACACAGGUCCCCCAGCCUGCCCACUGCAUCCACAGACUCAACAAUGAAAACAAGGGCUUUGGAAGGUCUCAGAGUGCCGGCCGUCUGUCUGAUAUGCUGCUCAUGGCUGCAUUCGGACCAGCUGGACUAGCUGGUGAGCGAGGCAGUGCAGAAAACCUGACCUCUGAAAAAGCCAUAGACAUAACAGUGCCCCCUGGGGGUAGUGGAGGCCUUGCACCUAGCUCCGGCAGCCCAGCACAGGUGGUCUUCACUGUAGGCUCUCCUCCCAGUGGCAGCACCCCACCUCAAACCUCCAGACUGAGGAAACAUUCAGGCUCCUUUACUUCAGUCAGCCCCGCAGGCUCCUUCACAAGCCGCUUCCCGCAGACAGCCAUGUAUCUUGAUGGCUUUGAGGCUCCUUCUAGUCCUCGCUUCAGUUUCACUGAUCCUAUCACAGCAAACAUGGGAGGUCAUGUGACCUUUGAGCCUCCUGAGCUGCCUGAGGAGACGCUGAUGGAGCAGGAGCAUACAGACACUGUGCAAAGCCUGCGCUUCAUGUUGGACUUUUCCCGCUGUCUGAUGGAGGUGGCUGGAGCUCGUGGUACUGCAGUGAUAGAGGAGCAGGCAGACAAUUCUCCUCCAUCCAUCCUUCAGCAGCAGAGCCUGGUUGCAGAUCAGAUAAGCUCACUGAGCCGAGAGUGGAGUCAUGUAGAACAGCUGGUCCUCUACCUGAAAACUGCAGAACUCUUGUCCACUGCCUUACACACAGCCAUGGAGCGAGUUAAACAGGGCAAACUCUAUCCAUCCUCUACAGUCAAACAGGUGGUCAAGAGGCUGAAUGAGCUGUAUAAGUCCAGCGUGUUGUCCUGUCGCUUGCUCAGCACCCGUCUGGAGCGCUUCUUUUCAAGGAAACAUCGUCUAAUGGACCAAAUCACCUCCAUCAAAGCCGAGCGGCUUCUGUUCAGCCACACUGUACAGAUGGUUCAAGCUGCUGCGCUGGAUGAGAUGUUCCACCAAGGAGAGGCAUCUAUCCUCAGAUACCAUAAAGCUCUCCUGCUAAUGGAGGGCCUGUCUCUGCUGCUCACUGAACAGGACGACCUCCUCAGUGUUAGCAAAUGUAAGGAGUGCAUUGAAAGACGCCUCACAGCUUUGCAGUCAGGACUCUGCGUUUGAGAAUACAAUGCUGAUUCAUUAAGCGUGAACUUGAUGUCAGUCAUUUGCACCCGCACAUUUCCAGCAAACCAAAUCUCCUCCCUACAUCUCAUUGUUUUCACUUAGAAAUGUUUCAGUUUUCACAAGAGCCCUCAAGACUGAACUUUCUGUGCUCUUUAAAUGGCUUGCCAUUCAUCUCGAGUUUUGGACAAUGGCCCUGACUUCACCAGCACUGAACUUGUAGCAGUGCUGGAUGGGAAGCACUUGUGCUGUGAAAGAAUGUCAUCACGCUUGUCUGUUAGAAAGGACUUUGUACUUGGCAAUGAAUAUGGUGUUUUAUUGCCAAGAAGAUGGUUCUCCUCAUCAGGCGUAACCCAUGCAGGAGCCAUUAUUGCCAAGUAAUCACAUACCCACGUACAGGACUUAACGGAUCCUAAAUAGAUAGCAUUUUAAGAUGGACAGUUAUUCCUUCAACAGUUUUGCAAUAUUCAACUCUAUAGACAAAAUGUUAUCUUUUACCUUGAUGACUUGCUGAGGGGAAAGUACAGUAAAGGCUAUGUUCUAAAGAGUAUCAUUCUCAUCAGAUGUAUUUCUGUUUUAUCUCUAAAUUGUUUUAAUGCUUUUUUUGUCAUCUUGUCUUAUUGUUACUUGCUAGGUGAAGGAAAGUAUAAAUCGUUAUGCUACGUUUGGUGGCUGGAAGUGCAUACGAGCUCUACAAAAAAAUGUUGCCAAAAUUAAUUUUAAAAAAUGUAGUUUUAUUUAUAUGUUAGGUUUUAUUUAAGAUUCACUUUAGAUAAAAUAUAAAAGAGAAACCCCUAAUUUUUUUAUACUUUGCUUAGUCUAUACUUGCUUUGUUUCCCAACAUUGAAUCAGUUGUUUAAACAUUUUUUAAUUGUGAUAGUUGUGCAACAGGCAAAGGAUGGUGUCCAGAAAUCACUCACUAUUUCACUGCUACCUGCAAAACAUAGCUUUUAAUUAAUGACAGACUGAAACCAGUCUGUUAUAUUCCUGAUCACAAUCAUAUUCAAGAUGCUGCAGUAACCUAAGAUGCAUUAUUCAGGGUUUUCAGAAGCUUAGAUGAUGCUGUUGCUGGUAAUUUCUUCACAAGAUUCCAUAUUGUGUGUAUGUUUAUAUGUUACUAUGCCAGGAGUUUUGCAAGUAUAAUCAAAUUUGAAUGUAGUGCUGACAGGAGAGAAACAGCGCUGGUAUUAUCCACGUCCUGGAUGACUUAAGUUUAUCCAAGAGGAAAUGUCUGAAUGUUUUUGCACUGUUGAAGUACUGUAUAGCAAUGUUUUGAGUGGGACAUGCAGAGUAUGUCCAUUUUAUGUUAAUACCUAGAUAGAUUUACUUAUUUAGAGAUUUCAGCUUCCAUUAUUCAAUUCAGUUUUAGUUUUACUUUAGUUACAGUCAAAAGGUAAUGUAUGUUAGAUGUGAGAUUGGUGGAAAAGGAUGGUAUAAGCUAAGAAACCUUUGGAGAUUUCUUUAAGAAGAGAAGAGAAAAAAUUGCUUUACACUUCAAAAUUAAUUUGCAUUGUUGAUGUGUGUGAGAAUUGUAUUUAUAUUGACCUUAGCCUACAACUCUAUGGGUUACUUUCACUCCCCUAAAUUGUGGGCAAGUGGAAAUGGGUCAGCAACCACUUGUUGCUUUUGAGAGAUGCCUCUGUGCAUGCAUGCAUGUAUGAAGUGAUAUUGUGUGAUGUAAAUGGAAAGUGGGGUUUGUUUUGUACCAAAUGAAUGACAUUGAUUUGUGACAAAGUGUGAGAUGGACUAUAGUUGAAUUGGGCAGAUACACUUUAAUCUGGUUGGUCAUACCUGAAGCUAAUACAUCAAGCCAGGUUCUAUUUUCAUCCCAAGGUGAAUUUCCCCCUGCCCUUCUUUACUAAAUUAAGCUUUUGAGUGAACAAGUAUAAACUGUAGAAAAAGAAGUUGAUGAGUGGAAGAUAGUUUACACUAGAUUAAGGAGCAAAUAUGGUAGCACAGUCAGCGGAUAAGAAUGGAGGGAAGUUUUUUCUCAUUGAAGAAUUGUCUAAAUUUUACAUUUGAUGUAUUUUCUUUGUGGCCUUUUUGUAUUUUGUCUGAGAACUUUCUCUGAAACUGUUUUAGAUGUUACUUUGCUUAAAGUGUGUUUUUACAGUUUUUUAAGUGUACAUUCCUUUUAUCAUCUCAUCCACAGGCUCUGUCUCAUUUACAUGCUGCUUUGUGUAGUUGUUUUGUACCGCUGAAUUCUCAAAAGAUUUAGUAAGCAGAUAGAGAUAACACCUGACCUUAACAAAAUAGAUAGAAAUUUCUCAUUUUAUUGCUUCUCUGCAGUUGUAGCUCUCUAAUAAUUAUCACAGUGGUUAGGAGCUUAAAGCACCAUAAAGAUCACCUCUGCAGCAGUUAAACUAAAAGUAUUUAGUGCUAGAAAACUGCACAAUAGAAUAAGAAGUAAGGGGGCGGUGCCAAUCAUCCAUUCUGCUGAAGUGUCCUUGAGUGAAAAAGCAACACCCCACUGGCUCCUGGGAAAAUAUCAAAUAAAUAUUAAAUGAUGUGUCACCUUCAUGAAGAUUUUGCUAUGUACACUCCAACUCUAGAUCUAUGGUUGAUUUGGAUUAUUCCUGUUUUAUGUUUACCAUGAACAUACCUGAAUGUUUUCAUUUUGUGUUUUUACUUUACUUGUUCUCUUACCUGUAAAUAAUGCAUAUUAAGUUAUUGUGUUUGGGUGUAUGAUGCUGUGGAAAUGGAGAGAGAAGUACAAAACCACCUAUACAUUUCCAAAGAAUAGGCCUUCUGCUGAUCAUCCAUAUUGUCUUUUAUUGUUGCAAUAGUAUUUUAAUGUUGUCAUAUCCAUGACAGCCCCACUAUCGCAGUGUCCAUGUGUGUGAUGUAACCUUCACUGUUUGCAAGUUGGAAAAUAAAUAAAGUGAAAGGAAAGAUGA
This is a messenger RNA of Cheilinus undulatus (humphead wrasse), 6510 nucleotides long. RefSeq names its product unc-51 like autophagy activating kinase 1 (gene ulk1b). Gene Ontology annotation, biological process: autophagosome organization; positive regulation of autophagy; protein autophosphorylation. The transcript has 27 exons. Gene Ontology annotation, cellular component: autophagosome; cytoplasm. Bases 557 to 3613 code for a protein of 1018 amino acids. The record is from RefSeq and is a predicted model, not a curated record. Lineage: Eukaryota; Metazoa; Chordata; Actinopteri; Labriformes; Labridae. Gene Ontology annotation, molecular function: protein serine/threonine kinase activity; ATP binding.